AUGGAGGGCAUCGACACUGUGCUAGUGACACGCGCCACGGGCUUCAUAGGGGCUCACAUUGUCGAUGGCUUACUCAAGAAGGGCGUGACCGUUCGGGGCACCACCCGCUCGUUGGCCAAAGCAGAGCAAAUGAAGGCUGCAAGGCCAGAGCACGCUUUGAAGCUGCAUUUCGUGCAGAUGAGAGACUUUUCGGGAGAUGUCAACUUCUCCGAAGCAGUUGCGGGCGUCGAUGCGAUUGUUCACACAGCUAGCCCAUUAACCUACGACACGACCGACAACGAGAAGGAACUGAUCCUUCCCGCCAUCAACGGUGUCAAGGCCAUACUCUCUGCAGCUGCAAACACCGGCAAAGUCAAGCGUGUGGUACUUACAUCUUCCUUCGCCUCCGUCAUCGACAUCGGACGGAAUGCUGGCCCGGGGUUUACUUACACAGCGCAACACUGGAACCCUCUGACAUACGAGGAAGCAAUCGCACCAGAGACCAACGCGGUAGUCGCCUACCGCGGCUCCAAGAAGUUCGCUGAGCUCGAGGCAUGGAACUUCGUCGAGCGCGAGAAACCGAGCUUUGAUCUGGUUGCCUUUUGCCCGCCUAUGACUUUUGGACCCAUCGCCCAUCCUGUCCUCGAGCCCUCGCAGUUGAACGAGUCCAAUGCCAGGCUCUGGGAUGUUGCUGUUGGGCAGCCACUUCCGGAAGCUCGGGUUCCUGUCUGGAUCGAUGUGCGAGAUCUUGCCGCUAUGCAUGUAGAGGCCGUAUUCAGUGAUAAGGCCGGUGGGAAGCGAUAUGUCCCGGCUUCGCCUGGCAAGUACUUGUAUGAGCUCGCGGCGAGUGUCUUGCGCUCUCAUUUUCCUGCGGCCAUAGGACAGGUUGUGGAGAUUGACGAGGCAAGUCCGCCUGUGGGUUACUAUUUGGAUGGCAAAGCUGUGACCGAGGACCUGGGCAUUCAGUAUCGAGACUUUGAGACGACGGUGGUUGAUCUGUUCGGGAGUCUUGAGGCAUUAGAAAUCUAUCCGUGGAAGGCAUCAUGA
Messenger RNA from Fulvia fulva, 1026 nucleotides. RefSeq lists its product as uncharacterized. Gene Ontology annotation, molecular function: oxidoreductase activity, acting on the CH-OH group of donors, NAD or NADP as acceptor. The record is from RefSeq and is a predicted model, not a curated record. Lineage: Eukaryota; Fungi; Ascomycota; Dothideomycetes; Mycosphaerellales; Mycosphaerellaceae. The transcript has 2 exons. The coding region runs from base 1 to 1026 and encodes 341 amino acids.